Panicum hallii is the source of this 1268-nucleotide messenger RNA. Its product is annotated as protein MKS1-like. The transcript has a single exon. Gene Ontology annotation, cellular component: nucleus. The coding region runs from base 90 to 734 and encodes 214 amino acids. The record is from RefSeq and is a predicted model, not a curated record. NCBI's taxonomy places the organism in Eukaryota, Viridiplantae, Streptophyta, Magnoliopsida, Poales, Poaceae.
UCUUUCGUGUCCACUUCUACUUGCUGCCUCCAUAUCAUCAUCCCACAAUAAUCCAUCAGUCCGUCGAUCGUCGUCGUCUCCUCGAUCCCAUGGCCGCCGCGAGCUUCGACAGCGACGUCCCGCGGCACGGCGGGGCGGCCGGGACCGGCCCCCUCGGCGUGCACGCCGCGUCGCGCAAGAUCGGGAAGCCGGGCGGCGGCGGGCUCGUGCAGCAUCAGGAGCGGAAGCCGGUCAUCAUCUACAUGGUGUCCCCCAAGGUCAUCCACGUCGAGGCCCACGAGUUCAUGCCGCUCGUGCAGCGGCUCACCGGCCCGGACGCCGGCCGCGGGGACAAGAAGGGCAGGCCGUCGACGUCCGGCGGCGGCGCUGGGUCCUCAUUCCCGAGGCGGGAGCAGGAAGGCGCGGGCAGCAAGGGCAGGGCGGCGCCGCCGGUGCGCGUGAAGGCGCGCGCCCUGAACCGGCCGGCCGGCCCCGCGGUGUCGGUGUCGGUGACGGCCACAAGGCAGCAGCAGGCCGCCGCUCCCUCGGCGGCGUCGCCGGCGGGGCUCAUGUUCCACGACCUCAGCCCGCUCCGCGGCGCGGCGCUCAAGGGCGAGCACCACCCCCUGGUGUCCCCCGGGUGGCUUCACCACGUCGGCGACCAUUUCCUGAGCCCCGGCGCCCCGGGCGCGCUCGGGUCGCCGUCCGCCGGCUUCCUCGACAUCUUCGGGCCGCUGUCCUCGCAGCAGCAGUGAUCGGACCGGACCAGCCGGUGAGUGGUGACAUGACAUGCAUGUGGUGGCCAGCACGCGCUAGGGUUUCCCUGCAUGCACCAGUACUCGCAUGAUGCAUGGCCACUUGCUCCUUGAGGUUUUGAUUACCAGGCUGCAGGUUCAUCAGGAAAAUUGUACGUAGUAUAGGUUUUUUCAGUUUUCCCUUCGAUCCAAUCAUCCAAUCGCUUCGCAAGAUCAGACAAGAACUUCAAGCCGGUGCCGCACUUGUCCAGAGGGAAUGGAGAUAGAGAUCAUGGAAUUGGAAGCAAGCUAGUAGGAGGAGGGGAGCAAAGGGGGUAACUACAUCAUAUGUAGAUUAUUGAUGUUCUGUUUGUUCUUUGUUUGCUUUAUUACCACAGUUAAUUAGUAGUUUUGUGAUGUGUAUUCUCUCAAUUAUAAGAAGAUGAUGGCAUUGUUUUGAUCUUGGUGAAAUCCUAGUCGUGCAUUAAUAAUGUAUGUAAUGGUACCAUUUGGUACGCUGCUCAAGGAAAUGACUUAUUUUAUUGGUUCGUUUUA